AUGCGUAUCAACAGCAUCGCCGCCCUUACCCUCGCCUCCCUGCUUGGAGUGACGGCAGUUCCUGAAGGCAAGAAAUGCAACCACAACAACUGCCUUCGGGCCGUCAUUGCCAAUGCCUUCCCGGACAGACAUGGCGUUGAAGACUGCAAGGCGUACUUCUACGUCACUGUCACGCCCUCGACCACCGUGACCGCUGUGCAGACAGCCACGGACACCAUCCUUGCGACAUCCACGGCCACGGAAACGACGGUCGACUGCAUCGACUCGACCGAGACGGACUGGACCACCGUCACGGGCCCGACACAGGUCGUUUACUACCGUUCUGUCGAGAUUGAAACCCGGACCAUCCCCGCGUAUGCUUCUGCCUGCUCCGGAGAGGCCAAGUACGCGAGCGCUUGCUCGUGCGUCGGCGUGACCGUCAGCACCAUCACGGUGGACGCAGUCACCGCCACUCUCUCGGAGACAUCUACUACUUCGUUGACGUCGGUGGCUGCUAUGACCGCCGUGACUGCUACCGAGACCUCCUCGUACACGGAGACGGUGACGGCUACUUCCACCUUCACGCCUAUCCGGUAUAUUAAUUUGUAA
Messenger RNA from Thyridium curvatum, 588 nucleotides. RefSeq lists its product as uncharacterized. Bases 1 to 588 code for a protein of 195 amino acids. NCBI's taxonomy places the organism in Eukaryota, Fungi, Ascomycota, Sordariomycetes, Thyridiales, Thyridiaceae. The transcript has 2 exons. The record is from RefSeq and is a predicted model, not a curated record.